GAGGCGGCUCUAACACUGCCCUCUUCGUUCCGGGCCGGAAGCCGGAAAGCUAGCGGAGAGGGGCGGGUCUGAGCCGGGGAGGCCCGGAAACAGGGUGAGACUAAUUCAAGAACAAAGCCACUGACCCCUGCAGAGCGGAAUGGAACUUUCCUCCUUUCCAUUCACGCGCCGCUGACCCGGGCAGUGAGGGAGCGGCACGUGCUUACAGCAGAGAGUCCGUCCAAGCAGCAGCCGCGGCUUCUGCAGAAGGGUGGCUGGGGAGGAUGAGGCGCAGCCGGUGUAGCUGUAGGUGGCGCUUUGAGGUGACCGUGUGCCCUUGGCAAAAGCGUGGGGGAAGCCGCAGGAAAAAGGAGGAGCAGGGAGAGGGGUCGAGCUGCCAAACAGGCGCAAGAGGAACCCGCCACUGAUUGUCUUCCUCUGGCCCUAGCCCUUGCUGCUACUACCUCCCUGGUUUUGCUGUUGAAUCACUGUAGCAGACUUGUGUACUUGCACUUUCUGAAGAUGAAUGAAUUUAAAUAUAAAUACCAAUACAUUCCUUCCACAAACCUACAUUUACCUGAGAAGAUUACAACAUCCUGAUUGUAUGUCUCUGUGGCAGAGGGCUUUGAAGCCCAAAUUGCCAGCCUGGUGGAAAUGUUUUUGGUUGAAGUGUACAGGUGCAAACUUUGUCAGUUCACAAGCAGUAUCAAGAAUAAAAUCAGAACUCACAUGACUAACAUUCACAAACAAGGUAGAAUUUGCCACAUUUCUGAGUGCCUUGAAAUGGGCCCAGAUCAAGAUGAAAAUGACUCCUACAGCAUAGCGGAUGAAAUCUGCCAAGAAAACAAAGAAAAUGAAGAAAACCUUGCAAAGAUGUCAUUUCUGUUGCCGAUGUACCAGAUGCUUCAUAACAUGAGCCCUGAAUGCUGUGAUGUGAGCCUAGGGAGUUAAGGUGAUAAUCCUAAUGUCUCUCAUUCUAGUAAGGUAAACACACUGUUUGAAGAAGAAGCAGAUCAGUUUCACCUUGAGGAGCCCUGCUCUGUGGUGCCUAAUCCCCUCUCAUAUUCCACAGACCCCAAUGAAUCUAAAAAAAGCAAAGAUGAGGAGGAAGCCCAAUCUGAACAUCUCAUGUCACUUGGCCUGUGUCGCAUUUCCAGCAUUAAAACUCAAGCCUUAGAGGUAGAAGUGAAAACAACUAAAGCUGAGGUCAAACAAGUAAAUAGUAAAAUUCAGAAGACGGCCAGACCUGCAAACAGUGGCUUAGCUCAACCUUUGAAAGGUAUUUGCACCUUAAAACCAAGUGCUGAAAGAAUACAGCACUGCAACAUAUGUGACCAAGAACUGAAGUCAAAGAGUGCUUAUGAAAUCCAUGUUAAAUGUCAUGAUGGAGACGAGGGCUUCAAAUGUGUUUAUUGCAAUUGCUGCAUGACGGAAUGGAACUUAAUGGAAAAUCAUUUAAAAACACACAAGCCAAUAAAAGAGAGCUACCAGUGUCCGAUUUGCAAGAGAGUUUUUAUGUCACCAAGUGCAUGGAAAAUGCACGGGAACAACCAUCAUGGAAAACGUAAUCUCUUUCAAUGCACAAAGUGUUCAUCUCUUUAUGAAACAGAGCAAGUGAGAAAUCUGCAUGUAUCUUGUCAUUAUGGUGACUUGUUUAAAUGUCUGCACUGUGAUUUUAUUGUCUGUCUGAAAGUGCAAACUGAAGCUAUCUGUGUGGGUGGUAUUCGAAGAAGGUGCUAUGGUGUCUGUAGCUGUUGUCGGUAGUCAUUGUAAUAGCCUUUAAAUGUAACGAAUUAGAAUAUCCAUUGAAGAAUGAGGUGAGUAUGAUGGCUCAUGUAAAACAAGUUCCUGUGAUAAUGACUAGGUUGGAGAACUUGCUUGGAAUGAGAUCUUGUAUAGAAAAGGAUUUAUUGCCCUCAGAUUAUGUGUUGAUCCAUGUGAGAUUAAGGCGCUAGUUUUGUCUGUUUUGGUCUUGUUUGAGAUUGCAUGGACUUGGAGCUGGACCUCAUCUACAGAAUUCCUGCAAGAAGUAAAAAUGACUGCUGAAUCUUGUUACUUUCAGAAUCGAUUUCAAAACUCACUACUCAACUUUCUCUUAGUAGUUUCUUCAUACAAAUACACAACACCUCCACUUAUUCAUAGACAAGCAAGAAGUAUAUAAACUAAUCAAACUUUCUCUUACAGGGUGGAAAGGAAGGUGGGGAGAGAAAGGAAGAUGGUUAUAGUUAUUUCUGUUUUUUAAAAUAGUUUGAAGGAUUCCGAUUCUACAGUUAUAAGAGUGAUUAUAAGUGCAUAUAUAAACAUACAACUUGCUCCAUUCAGUGUAAUGAACCAUUCAUUUAAAAGUCUAAUUUUGUGUUUUUAAUGGAGACUCUCUAUCCAAUUAGUGUUUUUGUUUGUUUGUUUUUCGUUUUAGCU
Messenger RNA from Gopherus flavomarginatus (Mexican gopher tortoise), 2397 nucleotides. RefSeq names its product zinc finger protein 668-like. Lineage: Eukaryota; Metazoa; Chordata; Testudines; Testudinidae. The transcript is spliced from 3 exons. The record is from RefSeq and is a predicted model, not a curated record. The coding region runs from base 1108 to 1743 and encodes 211 amino acids.